This is a messenger RNA of Rhododendron vialii, 2603 nucleotides long. RefSeq lists its product as uncharacterized. The transcript is spliced from 5 exons. Lineage: Eukaryota; Viridiplantae; Streptophyta; Magnoliopsida; Ericales; Ericaceae. Bases 742 to 2292 code for a protein of 516 amino acids. The record is from RefSeq and is a predicted model, not a curated record. Gene Ontology annotation, biological process: regulation of asymmetric cell division.
CUAUUGGUACUCUUUUGCCCUUUGAGAGUUGUACUCCGUAAUGAUGUGAAGUUUGGAUGGAAUUUUCUGAUUGAGGUAUCUCAGAUUCUAUCGUUUUGGCCCUUAACCAAAUUCACUUGUAAGGUAGUGGGGGGACCUGUUUGGGGGUACGCUCUGUUUGGUACCUAUGGAAAAGAAAAAGAAAGUAUGAGGAAAGUUUAAGGGAAAAUUUACCGUUCAUAAGCCCUUAUUUGUUGAUUUAUUUUGUCUUUUUUCUCUCAAACCAAACGAAGGAAGGGGAUAUAUUUUUUUUCCUUACCUUUCCUUUCUUUUCCAUGGGUACCAAACAAACCCUAGUCACAUGAUCUGCAUGCGUGAGCACGAGCAUGAAAGCAACUUACGAAAACAUUCCAAUCUACUGAAAUUUUGUGAGACCGAGGAUUAGAGUCGGAGCAUUGAGCGAGAAUUGAGAGCAAGAGUGAAGGGUCCUACGAAGGAUAACCUUACUUUUGGUAAAACCCUAGGUAGGAGAAAGGCAGAAAGUAUAGAUUUGGAGAUAGAAGUCAACAAAGAGGUUAAUUUAUGGGAUUGCUGCAAAAGGAGGCCACUCAGGUUUUGAUUCAAAAGUGUGCUAUUUUUUAGUGGGUGAAGGGUAUGUGGCAGUUUUUGAGAGGGGAGUUUCUUGAGUUGCUAAAAUCAGCCAGGCAGUGGAUGUUUGCUUCACAGUUAGAAUUCUUGGAGCCCUCCCACGGGGUGUGAACGAUGAAGCCUGAUAACGAUCUUCUGUUUCGUCAGUCAACUCUUCUCCGUAAGCAUGAAGCUAAGCCGUCUGCAAACAAAAACAGCGCUUUGGACACAGCCAAGCUGGAGGGAAUCAUGAUGGAAAAUCAGAAUGGGGCCUUGUGUCAUCAUCACAACUGUGAUACUGAUACAGCUCGGUUGGCAUCUGGCAAAGAUGGAUUUUGUAACACUCCAGAGCUGGAAUGUAUUAUGUUUGUGGAAGAUUGCACCACUGGCGAUGGAAAUGCAGUCAGAGAUGCUGUUGCCCCAUGUGCCAUUCCUUCCAACAAGAAGGAAUUGUUUCAGGGGGACAUGGAAAUUCAUUCUGACACAAAUGGUAUUCAAAAUGAACUUGGAUUUAGGGAAUCUGUUGCCCCGUGUGCCAUUCCUUCCAGAAAAAUGGGUAAGUUUGACACAGAUCCAUAUACUGACAAGAAUGUCUUGGAAUGUGAACUGCCGGAGUUGCUAGUUUGUUACAAAGACAAUCCUUUUCAUGUUGUCAAGGACAUUUGCAUUGACGAGGGAGUCCCUUCCAAGGACAAGGUUUCGGUUGAAUGCCGAGAAGAGAAUUGUCUUUGCACCUUCCUGUCCUCAAAUGAAAAUAAAUAUGGUUGCUUGACAGGACGAGAAGAUAAUGAAUUGCUCAGUUCCUGUGGGUCAAAAUCUUCAUCAGAAAACGAUUCUGACGAGGUUGACACUAGUGAAUGCAGGACCAAGGAAAUUGAGUUGCUUAGUCCCAGUGGAUCGAAAGCUUCAUCGGAAGAUGACUGUCAAGAGGUUGAUACUCAUGUAUGUGGAUCCAAUGAGAGAGUUGGGACAGAAUUGCUAGCUUCAUCAGAAAAUGGAAUUGCCGAAGAUAUUGGAAAUGACAAUGGACCCACGGUUCCAGUGCAGAGUCAGACAGAUGAAGCAAAUUUUAAUACAACUCAUGAGAAAGUGGAUGAUGUCUCAAGAGCGAAAUUUGUGACAAGAAGGGUAAAUGCAACGAAAUCUCUCAAAGAACUCCUUCAGAUGCCACUUACUGAACAUCCGUGUGAAACCCUUUCCGUGAUUUUAACACCUGAAGAAUCAAGCAAGUGCAACCCUGCAAACAGCUUGGCAUACGAUAGCAAGGUGGAGAGUGGAACAAUCACAUUUGAUUUCAACUCUUUGAAACCUGCAGCUAGUGACAGAGACGAGAUCCCUAAUGUUUCUGAUCUUGAAUCCCACCUCAAGAACGAUAGUGAGAAUAAACACGACAAUGGGAUUUCUGAUAGUUUGUCAGUUUCAAGUGAAAAUCAACACAAUCAAGGCGAGACAAGUUUCUCCAUGGCAACUCAUCCUGUGUCAGGGCUUAUAACAUACUCGGGGCACAUAGUAUCUUCUGGUAGUAUCUCACAUCGGUCAGAUAGCAGCACAACCAGCAUUCGAUCUUUUGCCUUCCCCGUAUUGCAGAAUGAAUGGAACAGCAGCCCGAUAAGAAUGGCAAAAGCUGAUAGAAGACAUUGCAGGAGGCAGAGGGGCUGGCACAGCCUUUUUUGCUGUAGAUUCUAAACGAUUGUAUUUAUUUCGGGUUUGUGAGGUUAUUUAUAUACGCCAUCAAUAUUUUACAUUCUGAACCAUCUAGUAUCGUAAGUUUUUCAUCGCGAUCUUUUUCUUAGGCUUGGAGUGUCAAUGUGCACCUAAAUCUAAGCUUUUGAGGUAUGGUUUAAAGCAUGUAAAUUUAGUGGUUUUGAUUUGCUCUUGGCUUUUAGUAGGAAAUCAGAUAUGUUUUGAUCUUGUAGUGAUUUAUUUGACCAGUAUAGCAGAAUUGUGCCAUAUACUAAUAAAAUAGUUUCAUUGUCGAAGUUUUUGCAAUGGAAUUA